Lampris incognitus (smalleye Pacific opah) is the source of this 2989-nucleotide messenger RNA. RefSeq names its product tumor protein p63 regulated 1-like (gene tprg1l). NCBI's taxonomy places the organism in Eukaryota, Metazoa, Chordata, Actinopteri, Lampriformes, Lampridae. Gene Ontology annotation, cellular component: cytoplasm. The transcript has 6 exons. The record is from RefSeq and is a predicted model, not a curated record. Bases 107 to 952 code for a protein of 281 amino acids.
AUCAUGCGCAAUGGCUGAAUCCGCAACCGUGAAAGGAUCCCUUUGAAUUUAAUAAUUGGUGCAUAUAGUCCAGGGAAGAUCAUAGAAGAGCAUUUUGUUUUGCACUAUGCUUCAGCUGAACGACUCGGUGGAGCCGGAAAGUCCGGGAAUAGCGGUGCUCCACCCUGCUGAAACUGAGGAGGGAGUCGAGGUGGCGUUCACGCCGCCGGAGGCCGGAGGGAGCCUCGGAUAUGGUGCAUCCGUGGCCUGCUGCUCCCCGUUACAAACACUGACUCCUUUUCACGUACAUAACCCCACGAUGCAGGCGAAAGUGAAAGAUUAUUUCGUCUUUAGGCCAGGUACCAUUGAACAGGCUGUGAGCGACAUCAGGACAGUUGCACUGCCCUCCGAGGAUGGAGAGGUGCUCAGCGUUUGGUUACUGGCUGAAGUUGACCACUGGAACAACGAGAGGGAGAGACUUGUGCUCAUAACUGAUAGGUCCCUGCUUGUGUGCAAAUAUGACUUCAUCAACCUGUUGUGUCAGCAGGUCAUCAGGAUUUCUCUCAAUGCAGUAGACACUAUCUCAAUUGGCGAGUUUGAGUUCCCACCCAAAUCCCUGAACAAGAGGGAAGGCUACGGGAUUCGUGUCCAGUGGGACAAACGACCACGGGCUUCAUUCCUCAACCGCUGGAACCCCUGGUCCACAGAUAUGCCCUACGCCACCUUCACAGAGCACCCUAUGGCCCACGCUGAUGAGAAGGUGGCUUCUCUCUGCCAGUUGGAUAACUUCCGCACCCAGCUGGUGCAGGCAGUGAAAAAGGCCCAUAAGGAGCACCCCAUCCCCGGGCGGGCUAACGGCGUCCUCAUCCUGGAGAGGCCCCUGCUCAUCGAGACCUACCUGGGCAUCAUGUCCUUCAUCAACAAUGAAGCCAAACUGGGCUACUCCAUGACCCGUGGCAAGAUUGGCUUUUAAAAACAAAAACAAAAAACAAAAAAAAGAAACGGUUCCCCUCAACCUGCAUAUUACACCUGAGUGUACCCCCAAUUUGUGUUUGUUACACUGCAUGUAAGGGAAGCUGUCGCUCAGCUGUGGUUAGUGUUAAUUUACAAGCAUCGGAUGUCUACACCUCCCAAUUGUGUCAUACUCUUUUGGCCAGUCUAGGUGUGUUUUCCACAGUGCUGCUUGGACUGUCCACUUACAAUUACUGUUACCCCCUUUGUAUCCCACAAAGGAUCACCCACAUAUCAGCCACAACUGCCUGGGCUCCCAGGAACAUCUGCCAGUAUAAAUUACACCUGGCAAUAAGAGACAGUAUGUGUGCUAAGGAAUAUAAUUUAAUUUCAUGUGCACAGUACAUGCAUGGAUUCAUACCCUCCUCAUAUGACCAAAUGCAGGCUGAACUUUUUGUCGUUUGAUGCUGCUGGGUUGCCUGCUGAGUGAGCAACCAACUGUUAAAACUAAUGUGACCUUUAGAUUUUGUUUGAAGAAGACUAACAUCAGAGUCGUUGCUUCAGGUUUUAGAGUGUGCUUUAUUCAGGCUUCUCUGCACAGGGAAACAGUCAAACAACUGCAGGGGCAGAGGAUGCCAAGUCAGUCACAGAAUAGGUGUACAGUACCGUCCACAUGCACUUUUCCAUCAAAGCCACAUGAAUUGCACAGCGUGUUUGUGGUUUAGUAAAGACUACAUUACCCAGAGCUCAUAUAACAGCAUCUCUGAAUGGAAUGGCAGCUGAUCUAUGUUCACCAAUCAGCUCACAGGAUCAUCAUAAUGAAUUUGCCCCGAGCGGGACUGCUGUUCUUAGAAGUCGUGUCGCCGUUGGCUGAGAUUUGUGGCAUGAAGCCAACAACAGAUGGCAUAUAGAUGAAGAUGUAGGCAGAAGUGGAAAAUAAGCCCUGUGACAUGUUACCAGAUUCUUUAUAAGAUUCUUUAUAAGUUGUGAUGUUGUGCUUUCCAUGCUUGCCUUUUUGUGCCACAUGCUUAAAUCAUGUCACCGCUAAGAGUUAAGAGAGCCACCACUUAAAGGCUGAAUUAGCUAACAAUAUCUAAAAUGUUCUUGACUAUAAAUGUUCGUUACAUUGGCAUGUUAUGCAACUUUGCCAUGCAUAUAAUGUCCUCUGCUUGCUCUUUAAGUUGCCUUAAUGAUUCAGCAAGCUUUAUCAAAUUUAGGUAUACAUUUGUGGGGAAAAAUUACAUCAAGACAAAGGUAAAAUACCUCUGUUCCAAAUUGAUUUACUCAGUACAGGUCAGUUAUAUUGACUACAAAGGUGGGGGAUGGAAAAUAAUUCAGCAUGAUGCUGAGUUUUUGGUUCAUAAAGUUGAGAAACAUGUCAAUAUGUGCUUGAUGAUUGGGUUUGAUAGCAAAACACCUGCAGACUAGGCAUGACUACAGAAACUCAUUGUAUUAGUCCAGUCAUCAGAUUUGUGUCUGAUCUAAAAAAAGAUUUAAGACUUUCUUCAUAGACUGCAAACUUCUACUUUUACAGUGUUGUGCUACCAAAGGUGAAAGGCUAUGUAUCAGGCUCACCAGUGCCAAUGAAUACUUGUCACAAAAAUGCCUUUCCUGGUCUCAACUUGUUAUGCAUGUAUCUUGCACGUUGAGUUUGCAUGAGAGUUUUGUUUUUCUUUGAAAGGAGUGUUCUAUUUUGGAUUUGUAAAUACGAGACUUUUUAUUUAUCUGCUGUAAAUGUGAUUCGGUGAACUUCUGAAUGUUUUUAGAAUGUGUGUUUUCCAUCGCCAUUUCUUAUGUCAAUGCUCUAUUUUUGCCUCUUGUAGCAAAGCAACCACACAAAUUAACAAAUGCCUAUUUGAUCUGGUCUAUCUUGCGCAUAAGUCUAGUAUUUGUUAACAACUGUGUCAUUUUGUCUUGGUACUGUCAAGAAUUGUAAUUAAUCAAGCUUGACUAUGAACAGUGUGACCUCUGAGAAGGUGCAGUGUGAGGCUAGAUGAUACCUUACAGCUGCAGUAGCUAACAUUCAACAUUCCAAUGCAAAAUAUAUUGCUCAUGUGAA